Molecule: messenger RNA, 1182 nt
Organism: Mugil cephalus (flathead mullet)
Lineage: Eukaryota; Metazoa; Chordata; Actinopteri; Mugiliformes; Mugilidae
Product: transmembrane protein 17A
Exons: 4
Coding region: 293-958 (221 amino acids)
Biological process (GO): non-motile cilium assembly
Cellular component (GO): ciliary transition zone
Source: RefSeq, a predicted model, not a curated record
AGUAUUGAAUUCCUUAAGUGGAUAAACCCAUUUACUGAGCAUCAUAAAGGGCCACUAACCGACUACCAACCUGUCACGCCGCCGUUUCAGCCUAAUCCUCAGCCCGCCUCCUUCGCCAUAAUCUGAUUAGCGGCAGUGUCUGCCAGCGGGCCUCUGUCUCUGGCCAUUUGUGUGUCUGCACGCCCGCGACUGUGCAUUUGCUCGACUCAAGUCAACAAGGUUUGGCAGUAGGCACAGUUUUGGACUGUCACACCUCCCGAUUCCUUGGCCAUGAUCACCGGCUCUACCCACAAUGCCCGUGUUUUACUCGCCUGUUCCCGAGAACCUGCAGACGGGUCUGGCCUAUAUGGGAGGCUCGGUGUUCACCAACAACAGGACGGCGGACAGUGACUUCACCCGGGAGCACGAGGAUGUUUCAGUCAAUGAGCUGGCCUCCCACCUUCCCCUCCAGAUGCUCCUCUAUUUCAACAUGUUUUACUUUCCCUGCUGGUGGUUCUCUGCUGUGUUCAUGCUGGAGGCAAAGUUCUACUACCUCCCAGCGUACUACCAGGCUCUGCUCAUAACCGGGAUGAUCCUCCUCACAAUCAUCGAAGUUAUCCGACUUUAUCUGGGCUUCAUUGGCAACCUUAAAGAGAAGGUGCCAGAGCUGGCAGCUUUCUGGCUCCUGUCCUUCAUGUUCCAGCUGCCGGUGCUGCUGUUCUUCCUGACCGACGAAGGCAUCAUCAUCCUGCCCCUGGAGAGAGCCGUCCACUCGCUGUACCUCCUCUUCCUGCUCGGACAGAUCCUGGCCUCCUUCCUGGCGCUCAAGACCAUGACCCGAAAGCUCACCCUGCUCUUCUAUCUGCGCCAGUUCGGGAAGGUGGAGAGCUUCCACCACGCGAGGAUGAGCCCCGUCUACGGGCCUCCCUACCACCGCAGUGUGCUGCCCAUGUCUCCAACCCACAAUAUGUACCAUUAAAAUACAAAAAAAAAAUCAUCCUCAGUUGGUUCAGUGUGUUCAAUGUGGGGUCUCGAUAGGAUACAUUUGGAGUUACUAUCCUUAAAAGUGCAGGGAUGGCAGCUGAAUUAAACAACAGCUGACCUACUUUUAUUGAAAUUGAAACUAUACUCAGCUAACUCAUGUUUGUGUAGCCUUCUACACCCACCAGCCACUUUAUUAGGUACACCUUGCUAGUAAAGGUU